GCCAUCGCCCGAGAACACUGCUACCAUGUCAGGCCGGCCACAUCGCAGACGACGAACUGAGGUUGCCUGUUCGGAAUGCCGAUACAGGAAGCUAAAGUGUGAGGGAACAAGGCCGGUGUGUGCGCGAUGUCAGCAUAGGAGAAGAGAAUGCAGGUAUCAGCAGCCUAUAGAGUCUGGUAUUCGACGUCCAAAGGCUAAGAGAGACCAGCAGGACUUGGCUCGCAGGGUUGAACUCCUGGAGGAUAAAGUUGGUCAUGGAACUGGAUCGCAAACACAUUCACCGAGUUUAUUACUUGGGAAAACAGUGAGCGAAGAUACGAGUGUCGAUGAGCUUGCCACACAUGCAUUCUCUGAGACAUCCCUUGGUCAUGUCUACUUUGGGUCUAGUUCAAACUACGCCAUAUUUAGACACAUUUCAAACGCAUUCGCAGAAAGCGCUCUCCUACACCUCACGCUAAGCAGCCAUGGAUCUCCCGCUAUUCAAAGCUGUAGCAUAACAGAAGGAAAACAGAAGUCAACUAGAAAGGAACCGUCAUUAGUAAAGCAGUUUUCAAUACCUCUGGAAGAUAUACACGCCCUUCCGUCUAGGGAUGAGGCACUGCAUCUUAUUAGUCGCUUUUCCACAACAAUCGGUGCCAUUCUUCAAUAUGUCAACUAUGAGACUUUGUUAGACACCUAUGAGAAAGCCCUCCUUGAAAGGCCCCCAAAGUUCCAAAGGGGCUUUUUAGCUCUUCUGAAUAUGGUUUGGGCACAUGCAUCUGCGUCCUUACAGCUGCCGGAAGCAGAGGUAUUCUACAGCCAUUGCGCAGGUCUUCUCGACCAGCGAACACUGGAGAGACCAACAUUCGAACUAGUACAGACAUUACUUCUGAAGUCCCUCUACGAGCAGAACCAUCAGAGAUCUACAUUGAGUUAUACAACCCAUGCAAACUGUGUUAGAGCGUCAUUGCAGAUGGGCUUUCAUUGUGCCUCUGUUCGGGAUGCUCAAGGACAUACAUCUGACAGCCUGUAUCGAAAGUUGUGGUUGGGGGUUUUGAACAAUGAUAGAGUUAUGGGCUUGACCCAAGGGAGGCCACUCCUUAUACCUUACGCUAUUGGAAAGACCUGCAAAAUAAAACAGCCCGCAAUACCAGGGGAUAUAGGUUCCCUUUAUCUGUUCCAGAUGACAUCCUCUAACUCAAUCCUGCACGACAUAAUCGCAACACUGUACGAUCAAAAUUUGGACUCGGGCCAAUCUCUCAAUAUGCAGACAGCCAUCAACAAGCGUGAUAAUCUACACUUCCAGCUCGAACAAUGGGCCGACAGCCUUCCUAAGAGCAUUUCCCUGCUCCCGAGUGGAAGGCUAAUAGACCAAUCAGCGGUUCCAGAUUCUCGCUGGGCCGUACGAUUACUCCUAUGCAUACAAUACCAUAGGCUGGAAUUGACCACGAACUUCCCUCUAAUGAUGAGAAUCUUAGAGCCCGACUCAAUGAACUCACUUGGAAAGCGUACCCGGGAAAAUAUUCAGCGCAGUUUCUCCCAAAUCCUCAAGGAUGACUGGUUCGCAGUACGAGAAGUGCAGCGUUUAAUAUCCCACAUUUCCACACUCCAGGGAUGUAUUGACAUGUACGCAUCAUGGUACACAUGCAACUACACAAUAUUCACAGCCCUCCUCCACUGCCUAGCACUAUUCCUCCUCCGCCAGCAAUACCCAUUAGAUUCGGAGCCGACGCCACCCCAAAUACGCCAGGAAAUAGAAGCCUGCCUCCACACAAUGAGAAUUAUCAGUAGAGGAAGCAUCGUGAACCAGAAGGCGGACUACUGUAUCCAAAGUUUACUUGUGGUGUUUGACGCCCUUGUCAACAAUCCUCAUGAGAAUACAAGUAAUCCAUUAGACACAUUGACCACCGAAUUUAUUUUCCAACAUAUCAAGCUCCCAACAGAGGAAUUUCUCAACCAAUGUAGUCGGCACGAAGAGUCAGAGCAGGCGCAAUUGUUUUUGGAUAUCUUUUCGAGCAUUCCGCUUUGUGAAUGA
Molecule: messenger RNA, 2014 nt
Organism: Aspergillus vadensis CBS 113365
Lineage: Eukaryota; Fungi; Ascomycota; Eurotiomycetes; Eurotiales; Aspergillaceae
Exons: 9
Coding region: 26-2014 (662 amino acids)
Biological process (GO): DNA-templated transcription; positive regulation of transcription from RNA polymerase II promoter by galactose
Cellular component (GO): nucleus
Molecular function (GO): zinc ion binding; DNA-binding transcription factor activity, RNA polymerase II-specific; RNA polymerase II cis-regulatory region sequence-specific DNA binding
Source: RefSeq, a predicted model, not a curated record